UCGCGCGGGUUUCCUCGGUCCGGUUCGGGAAGUUACAAGCUUUUGUACUCCACGGAGGCCGGGCCCAGCGGUCUGGUACCAGUCCUGUCGGCAAGAUGGUGAAGCCCAAGUACAAAGGACGGAGCACCAUCAACCCCUCUAAUGCCAGCACAAAUCCCGAUCGAGUGCAGGGAGCAGGAGGCCACAACAUGAGGGACCGGGCCACAAUUCGACGCCUGAAUAUGUACAGACAGAAAGAGCGCAGGAACAGCCGUGGUAAAGUGAUUAAGCCUCUGCAGUAUCAGUCAACGGUGGCUUCUGGCACAGUGGCAAGAGUGGAGCCGAACAUUAAGUGGUUUGGAAAUACACGUGUGAUUAAGCAGUCAUCAUUACAAAAAUUUCAAGAGGAAAUGGACACAGUCUUGAAGGAUCCAUACAAAGUUGUCAUGAAGCAAAGCAAGUUACCCAUGUCUCUUCUCCAUGAUCGAAUCCGGCCUCAUAAUGCAAAGGUGCACAUCCUUGAUACUGAAAGCUUCGAAACAACAUUUGGCCCCAAAGCGCAGAGGAAGCGGCCAAAUUUAUUUGCAAGUGAUAUGCAGUCACUUAUAGAAAAUGCAGAAACAUCCACUGAGAGCUAUGACCAGGGCAAGGAUCGUGACUUGGUAGCUGAAGACACUGGUGUGAGAAAUGAAGCCCAAGAAGAGAUAUUUAAAAAAGGACAGUCUAAAAGAAUAUGGGGUGAGCUGUACAAGGUGAUAGAUUCAUCAGAUGUUGUGGUUCAAGUUCUUGAUGCUAGAGAUCCAGUGGGUACACGUUCCCCUCACAUUGAGACUUACUUGAAAAAAGAGAAACCCUGGAAACAUCUCAUUUUUGUUCUUAACAAAUGUGACCUUGUUCCAACCUGGGCAACGAAACGAUGGGUUGCCGUCCUCUCCCAGGAUUACCCGACACUUGCUUUCCACGCGAGUCUUACUAACCCCUUUGGCAAAGGAGCGUUUAUUCAGCUUCUGCGGCAGUUUGGAAAGAAGGGACCCCGCUGGACUCCAGCCUCUGAUCCCUGGUCAGACACUAGUUCUCGGGGGGACUCUGAAAGCAGACCUUCUCGAAAUUUCCUGUUCUGCACCCGCGACUCUGUAUUCUUGCACACUGACAAGAAACAGAUCAGCGUGGGGUUCAUUGGCUAUCCGAAUGUUGGCAAGAGCUCUGUGAUAAACACACUGCGCUCCAAGAAGGUUUGCAACGUGGCCCCCAUCGCAGGUGAAACAAAGGUCUGGCAGUACAUUACCUUGAUGCGUCGGAUCUUCCUCAUCGACUGUCCGGGUGUGGUUUACCCCUCCGAGGACUCGGAGACGGACAUUGUGCUGAAAGGAGUCGUUCAAGUUGAAAAAAUUAAGACUCCUGAAGACCACGUUGGUGCUGUACUUGAACGAGCAAAACCAGAAUAUAUCAGCAAGACGUACAAGAUUGAUUCUUGGGAUAAUGCUGAGGACUUUCUGGAGAAGCUAGCUUUCCGGACAGGGAAGUUAUUAAAGGGUGGAGAGCCCGACCUGCGGACUGUGGGGAAGAUGGUCCUCAAUGACUGGCAGAGGGGCCGGAUUCCUUUCUUUGUCAAGCCACCCAGUGCAGAACCCCCAGCAGCCCCUGAGCUUCCGUCGUCCUCAUCUUUGGAAGUUGCUGCAGAAACAACCCAGAACAACCCAGGAGAGAAAGUUGCAGAAACAGUAGGUGAGGAGUCGGAAUCCAUCCUCGAGAAGGAAAAAGAAGAGCCCCAGCAUUGUGGCAUCGAUUCAGAAAUGCAGCAGAUUCUGGCGCGGGUCCGGCAGAACUUUGGCAAGAUCAACGUUGCGCCUCAGUUUUCUGGGGAUGACCUGGUUCCUCUGGAGAUGUCCGAUAUCGAUGACGAGCUGGAGAGCCUUUCUGCAGAGAGGGAGGAGGAGGAGGAACAGGAGCACCUAGGAGACGAUGAGGAUGAGUCUUACACAGAGUCCCAGGAGGAACAUGCGGGACACACCACUAAGGCCGUUAUUCAAGCCCUGGAUGAAAAGAUCGCCAAGUACCAGAGGUUUUUAAACAAAGCCAAAGCUAAGAAGUUUUCAGCAAUCAGGAUAUCCAAGGGACUGAGUGAAAUGGUUUUUGCAAAAUCCGAAGGACAAAAAAAAAGAAAAGCUGAAGAAGAUGUAGAUGAUACAGCACCUCCCAAAAAGGGAAAGAAGAGGAAGGCACAGAGGGAAGAGGAGCAGCUAGACAAAACUCGCAGGACGCUUACAUCUAAGGAGAGGAGGCGAGAAGCACGGCAGCAGCGAUCUAGAAAAGUUGGCGUACGCUACUAUGAAACACACAACGUGAAAAAUAGGAACAGGAACAAAAAGAAGACCACCGACUCAGAAGGGCAGAAACACAGACACAAGAAGGCCAAACAUAAGCAGUAGCGUGUUAAAAGCUGUCUAUUAAAUUACACAAAAAUAUGCAACUAGAAACUGUUCAUUUUCUUCAUGCCCAGUUGGCAUUUCAAAGGCCAUGAUGCAUCUGUUCUGAGAUUGGACAGUUGAAACCACCCACCAGUAUUAGUGAAAGAGUGCUCCUCACCCCCAAGGAUUUCAGUGAUGCAGUCCACUCGAACUCCUG
Budorcas taxicolor (takin) is the source of this 2604-nucleotide messenger RNA. It is a transcript of the gene GNL2, whose product is annotated as G protein nucleolar 2. NCBI's taxonomy places the organism in Eukaryota, Metazoa, Chordata, Mammalia, Artiodactyla, Bovidae. The record is from RefSeq and is a predicted model, not a curated record. Bases 96 to 2408 code for a protein of 770 amino acids. Gene Ontology annotation, cellular component: nucleolus. The transcript is spliced from 17 exons. Gene Ontology annotation, molecular function: GTP binding.